UUCGAAAGGUCAAAACUUUUUGUACAAUGCACAGUGAGGAAAGCUUAUAACUCGCUCCUACAUAAAUGUCAAAAAGGGGGAACUGUGGCAACUCUAUGUAGGUAGAGGUCUUUCUUUCCUUUCCCAACUUUACGGCAGCGUGCACGUCGAUACAUAAAGGGGACAUCCAACAAAAUGACUAACUCAAAGGGCUACCGACGUGGCACACGGGAUAUGUUCUCCCGUCCUUUCCGAAAGCAUGGCGUCAUACCACUGUCGACAUAUAUGCGCGUCUUUAAAAUUGGAGACAUCGUGGACAUCAAAGGACAUGGAGCCGUACAGAAGGGUUUGCCAUACAAGGCUUACCAUGGCAAAACUGGGCGAAUUUUUAAUGUGACUCAGCACGCCGUUGGUGUAAUUGUUAAUAAGCGUGUACGCGGUAAGAUACUUGCCAAGCGUGUUAAUGUGCGCAUUGAACACAUCCAUCACUCCAAGUGCCGGGAAGAUUUCCUGCGUCGCGUCAAGGAAAACGAGCGCCUCCUAAAAGAGGCAAAGGUCAAGGAACAAUGGGUCUGCCUAAAGCGCCAGCCGGAACAGCCAAAGAAGGCGCAUUUUGUCAAGAAGUUGGAGGAACCUAUCGCACUGGCUCCAAUUCCAUACGAAUUCAUUGCCUAAUUGAAUUAUUUUGUGGCUUUGAAAUUUGUUAGUUCCGCAGUAAAUUAAAUGAUUUUCUAUCAACCGCUGCAA
This is a messenger RNA of Drosophila biarmipes, 726 nucleotides long. It is a transcript of the gene RpL21, whose product is annotated as 60S ribosomal protein L21. Gene Ontology annotation, cellular component: ribosome; cytosolic large ribosomal subunit. The transcript is spliced from 2 exons. The record is from RefSeq and is a predicted model, not a curated record. Lineage: Eukaryota; Metazoa; Arthropoda; Insecta; Diptera; Drosophilidae. Gene Ontology annotation, biological process: translation. Gene Ontology annotation, molecular function: structural constituent of ribosome. The coding region runs from base 175 to 654 and encodes 159 amino acids.